This is a messenger RNA of Tripterygium wilfordii, 1961 nucleotides long. RefSeq names its product basic leucine zipper 61-like. Gene Ontology annotation, biological process: positive regulation of DNA-templated transcription. Gene Ontology annotation, molecular function: DNA binding; DNA-binding transcription factor activity. Gene Ontology annotation, cellular component: nucleus. The record is from RefSeq and is a predicted model, not a curated record. Bases 267 to 1226 code for a protein of 319 amino acids. Lineage: Eukaryota; Viridiplantae; Streptophyta; Magnoliopsida; Celastrales; Celastraceae. The transcript is spliced from 4 exons.
UCAUGAUUAUGUCCUUGUUCUGCCUCUCUCUUGUUCUCUCAAACAUAUAUAUAACAUAAUUAACAAUCCCAUCUCUUAGUGUCCUCGUUUAAGUACAUAUAAGAAGGGGAUUGUGUCUUUUGAUUUGGUUUAGUUGUUCUUGUUGUUUGGUUAUUCUUCUCAUUCAUUCUUUCCAAGUCUCCUCCUUUUGUGGUGUGUACAUAAUAUAAUUGCAACCUUUUUUCUGCUACCUUUUGAGUUGGGUUUUUCAGUUUUUCUGGUUAUAGAUGGCGCAAUUACCUCCCAAAAUCCCAAAUUGGCCUGAUUUUUCUCACCAAAGAAUACCUUCAAUGGGUGCAUUACCACCACCCAAUAAUGCAACCACCACCACUAAAACCGCCGCACAAAACCCUUCAUGGGUGGACGAAUUCCUCGACUUCUCGUCGGUGAGACGCGGGACCCACCGACGAUCCGCCAGCGACUCCAUUGCCUUCCUUGAGUCUCCAAUGCUAGACGAAUGUCGCCGGAACGGUACACCAUAUCAUCCUCCGGCGGGGAAUUCUAAUCAGAAUAAUCAUCAUGAGUUUGAUAAAUUUGAUGAUGAUCAGUUCAUGUCAAUGUUCAACGAUGAUUUAUCCAGCGCUGUGGCCCCCACUAUGUCGUCGUCGAACCCGUCCUCACCGUCUGAUCGGGAUAGUAUUAAUGAUGAGAAGGAAACCACACCGUCCGAUCGGAAGCACCAAAUAAGGCAUGAAUCCGAUGAGGUGCAAAGCCAAGAGGAGUCCGAGACACUGGGGUUCGCGAAUAAUUCCACACCAGGUCCAGGAGCUACUCCAACUUCUUCAAAUGAUCGAAUUUUCGACCCUAAAAGAGUCAAGAGAAUCUUGGCAAAUAGACAGUCUGCACAAAGGUCACGGGUGAGGAAGCUACAAUAUAUAUCAGAACUUGAACGAAGUGUAACAUCAUUACAAGCUGAAGUUUCAGUUUUGUCACCAAGAGUUGCAUUUUUGGAUCAUCAACGAUUGCUUCUGAAUGUUGAUAAUGGAGCUCUUAAGCAAAGAAUGGCUGCCUUGGCUCAAGAUAAGAUCUUCAAAGAUGCUCAUCAAGAAGCACUGAAGAGGGAAAUAGAGAGACUGAGGCAGGUUUACCACCAACAGAACCUCAAGAAGAUAGAAAAUGGAGCACCAUCAACUGAAUCCAACCCUCAUAAUACUAAUCAGAAAGAUCAACAGCUUCUCCAAGUUUGACUCCAAUCCGAUGAAUAAUAUUCUCUAAAGUUGAACAAUGAAUAAUAUGAUUAAUGAAGUAGCUAGAGAUGGGGGCUUAAAUCAAAAUUUUAUUUUAACAUGAAAAUCUUUGAAAAGCUUCAAUCUUUUUUCAUGGCAUGCUCAUUUCAGGUUUUGGGUAUCCAGAAUUUUAGAUUUUUAUUUAUUUAUUAGUCAAGAAGUUAUUGAUGAAUAUACAUAUUCAUCGGAAAGGAGUCACAUGCGUUAAGGGCUCGUACAGUAGAAGUCACUGCAAUUUUUCUGUAAUUUUAAUCACAGAUGUCCAAUCUAUUCAUUAAUGUAGCUGUGUGGAGCUCACUCCAAUGACUUCUACUGCAGCAUCAUCGUCUCGUCAUAUAUAUUCAUGUUAAAGAAACCAAUGGUGUGGCUCUCUUAGACUCUGUACAGCUGUAGAACAUGUGGCAUUCACGUGAUGUGUUGCAUCUGAUAAUGAGGGAGGACCACUCAAGAUUGAGAAGAUUGGAUUGCAGAGCAAGAACAUGUGUAACUGAGUGGAUGUCAUAGAAGAAACAAAAAAAAAUAAUUAGGGUUUUCGGUUGUGUUUGCUUUUAACAGAUUGAUUUUAUGGAGGCUUGUGAAGUUUGAUUCUUUUAACAUGUUUUUUAGUGGGUUUGUAUUGGAUUGUCUGAAAGAAGGGGUGGUGGUUGUCAGGGACAGUGUGUCUGGUUCUGGUACUUUUGAUUGUCCCAUUGUUGU